AGUUUUCAGAAUCUCCGUUGUCUUUUGCAUUCCUAAUUUCCUAUCCAUUUCGGUCGCAGAUCGUCGUUCUAGGGUUUCGUUCUUGUAUUAAUUUUGAAGCUCUGUGUGGAUUUGUUUCGCCAUUGAUUUCAGUUUUUCACUAUCGGUGAAGGGGAAACGAGAGGAAGAAUUUGAUGGUGCAGUUGAUGAAAUCUGGGAAUCGCUCUCUGGAGCCGGAUAUGGCGUCGCUUUGGGACAAGGUGCCGGUUAAGCUGGAGAUCGAGGACUCUCUUGAAGAGGAGCAUGGUCCUCUCUCCAAGCGAUCGAAAACGGCGACGUCGUUUUCACCGAGUGAUGGUACCGAUGAUUUUCCUGUGCCGCCUGCUCAAUACAAUCCUCUUGAUGAGCCUAGCCCUCUUGGUUUGCGGUUGAGGAAGAGCCCUUCACUGUUGGAUCUAAUUCAAAUGAAGCUUUCUCAAUCAACUGCUGCUUCAACUGAUGUGGCGGAAUGUGAAAGCUUUAACUCUUCAAUGAAAACGGAGAAUAAUUGCACUUCUAUUCAGAGCUCUACUGACAAGCUGAAAGCUUCAAACUUUCCUGCAUCGCUUCUACAAAUUGGUGGUUGGGAGUAUAAAUCAAGAUAUGAAGGUGAUUUGGUGGCAAAAUGUUACUUUGCUAAGCAUAAGCUUGUAUGGGAAAUUCUUGAAGGUGGGUUGAAGAGUAAAAUAGAAGUUCAGUGGUCUGAUAUUAUGGCCUUAAAGGCACACUGCCCCGAUAAUGGACCUGGUACUCUGAAUGUGGUGUUGGCUCGACAGCCUCUUUUCUUCCGGGAGAUGAACCCUCAACCAAGAAAACACACAUUAUGGCAGGCAACUGCUGACUUUACUGAUGGCCAGGCUACUAUGCACAGGCAACAUUUUCUGCAAUGUCCUCAAGGGUUGUUGAACAAACACUUCGAAAAGCUAAUCCAGUGCGAUGUGCGUCUUAACUUUUUAAGCCGGCAACCAGAGAUAGUUUUGGAUUCACCAUAUUUUGAUCGAAGGGUUUCUGUUUUUGAGGAUCCAGAACACCAAGCAGAAACUAGCAAAGGAUCAACUGUAUCUGUUCUGACAGACGGUGCCUCACCAUCUCCUCAGCAAUCAUCCUUGAAGAUAGAACAACAAGACUCUACUUGUACGACAGUGGAACAUCACUCUCAUGAAGCCCCAUCACCUUCCUCAGCCGAAGCAAGUGCAAAUUUUGAAGUUGGUAGUUCUAGAAGCUCAAGAAAUUGGGGACAAAUGAAAGUUCCUGGGCUCCACCCGUCCAUGUCGAUGAGCGAUCUCGUGAAUCAUAUUGGGCACUGCAUUACAGAGCAGAUGACAGCGGCAAAUCCAUCAUUUUCUGAUCAAGGACCAGAUUGCCAGGACAUACUAGAGGAUAUUGCACAGUAUUUACUGACAGACAACCAAUCUACAACUUCUGAUGAGAAAUCUCUCAUGAAAAGGGUCAAUUCUCUCUGUUGUCUCUUGCAGAAAGACCCAACCAAUACCACAACUCAGAAUUCACAGUUCGAUGAAGAAAGUCGUGGCGAAGCACCUGAUGACAAGAAGAGCUACACAACUGAUAACAUGUCGAAAAGCGAUGUCAAAGCUUUUGCAGAGGACGUAAAAGAUAACGCUGGCAGUAAGCAGGCAAUCGGUAUGUCUAGGAAGGAUUCAUUCAGUGAGCUGCUGUUGCAUCUUCCUCGAAUCGCAUCUAUUCCAAAGUUUUUGUUCAACAUCUCUGAGGAAGACGAUGAAAAUUAAGUAGUCUGGCUGAAAUGUUUCUGUAUAUUGUUUCAGAAAUCGGCAACAGAGGACGGUUUUGAAAGCGUUCGACAAAUUCCUCAUGGGAUUCUGAAAUAUAUAUAUUGAUGAAGAAUCCUGCAUGUGUUAUUCAUGUAUUUAGGCAUUUGAUGUAUGUCUACAGCUGUUUUAAUUCUUUCCUCUGUAAUGUUAUGAGACAGUCCCCACCUUACAUAAGUUGUAAAUUGAAUAUCCUUUGGUUAAUCAAUUCUAUUUUAGAGCUUAUACAACUUCAAA
Messenger RNA from Cucurbita moschata (crookneck pumpkin), 2042 nucleotides. RefSeq lists its product as uncharacterized. The transcript has 6 exons. NCBI's taxonomy places the organism in Eukaryota, Viridiplantae, Streptophyta, Magnoliopsida, Cucurbitales, Cucurbitaceae. The record is from RefSeq and is a predicted model, not a curated record. Bases 174 to 1766 code for a protein of 530 amino acids.